Rattus norvegicus (Norway rat) is the source of this 1251-nucleotide messenger RNA. NCBI's taxonomy places the organism in Eukaryota, Metazoa, Chordata, Mammalia, Rodentia, Muridae. The record is from RefSeq and is a predicted model, not a curated record.
GUGGGGAGGAGCUAAAGGAGAGUGGGGAGGGGCCUGAGGACGUCACCAACCAGCUCUUUACACUCCAGCAUGGCUUCGGCCACAUCCAACUGCCAGGCCGGGCUGUUGCGUUUUCUGCGUCUAGUCGGGCAGCUCAAGAGAGUCCCACGGACUGGCUGGGUAUAUAGAAACGUUGAGAAGCCGGAAAGCGUGUCAGAUCACAUGUACCGGAUGGCAGUUAUGGCUAUGGUGACCAGAGAUGACCGUCUUAACAAGGAUAGAUGUAUACGCCUAGCCCUGGUUCACGAUAUGGCAGAAUGCAUCGUUGGGGACAUAGCACCUGCAGAUAACAUCCCUAAAGAAGAAAAGCACAGAAGAGAGGAGGAGGCCAUGAAAGAGAUAACCCAGCUGCUGCCAGAGGACCUCAGGAAGGAGCUAUAUGAACUCUGGGAAGAGUAUGAGACCCAGUCUAGUGAAGAAGCCAGGUUCGUGAAGCAGCUGGACCAGUGUGAAAUGAUCCUUCAGGCAUCAGAGUAUGAAGACAUGGAGAACAAGCCUGGGAGGCUUCAGGACUUCUAUGAUUCCACAGCAGGACCAUGUCGAUGUUGGAAGAAAUGGCGCUGACAGAAGAGAACUCAAGCUAAUGGACUGUCUAACAAAUGAAACCAGUAGGGAAGAUGUGGAUUUAGCACUGCACAACUGGCCUCUUCCUUAGCACGCAUGCUCCAGAAAAUGGUCGUGUUUUUCUGGUUGUGGCACAGCAUGAAGGUUGCUGAGAACCAUGGGUAGAAGGGACUGGCAGGGGAGGAGGAAGCUGCAGACUUUCUCACACAGCCUCACAGACUCAACAUAGUGUGCUUACCCAAUAGAAUGAGACCUGCAGCCAGGCAGCAUGGAAGAAAAGAAUGGGGCAGAGUUAGCACAGACUGUGAAGAAAUGUUCCCCUUGUGGUUUUUGUUCCUUUGUAAGAGCCCAAAAGAAAGGUUUGAGCAACCCUAUGCACUGUUCUUUUGAGUACACACUUUGCCUUCUCUGUGCAUGCUGAGGGCAAAGGGUCCUAUGACCCUGAGUAGCUAUGGAAACCCUAGGAUGCUUGAGUCCUUGGAUAGAGUCCCUCAGUGUUUGCACAUUGCUUCUAUACUCAUUGCUUGCAUUACGUGUGGUACCUAACACAGGUUAAAAGUCUAUAACAUUUGCCAGGCCUUUUUACUAAGAGAAUCUUAUUACAAAAAAUUGUACAUGCUCAAUAAAGAUGAAUUACAACCUUUUCAA